Messenger RNA from Tinamus guttatus (white-throated tinamou), 1713 nucleotides. RefSeq names its product tripartite motif containing 67 (gene TRIM67). The record is from RefSeq and is a predicted model, not a curated record. NCBI's taxonomy places the organism in Eukaryota, Metazoa, Chordata, Aves, Tinamiformes, Tinamidae. Gene Ontology annotation, cellular component: cytoplasm. Gene Ontology annotation, molecular function: zinc ion binding; protein binding.
GUGCCGACGUGCGCGGAGCACGACCUGGAGAACUACAGCAUGUACUGCGUGAGCUGCCGCAGCCCCGUGUGCUACCAGUGCCUGGAGGAGGGCCGGCACGCCAAGCACGACGUCAAGGCCCUGGGCGCCAUGUGGAAGCAGCACAAGGCACAGCUAUCUCAGGCUUUAAAUGGCGUUUCAGAUAAAGCAAAGGAAGCAAAAGAGUUUUUGGUUCAGCUGAAAAAUUUAUUGCAGCAGAUACAGGAGAACGGGUUGGAUUAUGAAGCCUGUCUUGUUGCUCAGUGUGAUGCCCUGGUUGAUGCAUUAACUCGUCAAAAGGCAAAGCUGCUCACAAAAGUUACCAAAGAACGUGAGCACAAACUAAAGGUUGUUUGGGACCAGAUAAAUCACUGUACACUGAAGCUACGCCAGUCAACAGGGCUUAUGGAAUAUUGCCUAGAAGUUAUCAAAGAAAAUGAUCCCUCUGGGUUUUUACAGAUCUCAGAUGCUUUAAUCAAGCGCGUUCAAGUAUCUCAGGAACAGUGGGUCAAAGGCGCCUUGGAACCAAAAGUAUCUGCUGAGUUUGACCUGACUUUGGAUAGUGAACCUUUACUGCAGGCGAUUCACCAGCUGGAUUUUAUUCAGAUGAAAUGUAGGGUGCCACCCGUCCCAUUACUGCAGCUGGAGAAGUGUUGCACCCGAAACAACAGUGUGACAUUGGCUUGGAGGAUGCCACCUUUGAGCCACAACCCAGUGGAGGGUUAUAUCUUGGAACUUGAUGAUGGAGAUGGUGGCCAAUUCCGAGAAGUAUAUGUUGGCAAGGAGACUCUCUGUACUAUUGAUGGCCUUCAUUUCAACAGUACCUAUAAUGCAAGAGUCAAAGCUUUUAAUUCAUCAGGAGUAGGUCCUUACAGCAAGACAGUUGUUUUACAGACGUCAGAUGUGGCGUGGUUCAGCUUUGACCCCUCCUCAGCCCACAGAGACAUAGUGCUGUCCAAUGACAACCAGACGGCCACCUGCAGUAGUUACGAUGAUCGGGUGGUUCUCGGCACGGCGGCCUUCUCCAAGGGAGUGCAUUACUGGGAACUGCAUGUGGACCGGUAUGAUAACCACCCGGAUCCAGCCUUCGGCAUUGCCAGGAUUAAUGUAGUCAAGGACAUGAUGCUAGGCAAGGACGACAAAGCAUGGGCCAUGUACGUUGACAACAACCGCAGCUGGUUCAUGCACUGCAAUUCUCACACCAAUCGGACCGAAGGGGGAGUUUCUAAAGGUGCCACUGUUGGUGUGCUCUUGGACCUGAACAAGCACAACCUGACCUUUUACAUCAAUGGGCAGCAGCAAGGGCCUCCAGCAUUUGAAAAUGUCGAGGGUGUUUUCAUGCCUGCAUUAAGCCUCAACCGAAAUGUCCAGGUGACUCUACAUACAGGACUGGAGGUGCCACAAAGUAUAAAACAGCCAAAGUUGCCCAGCAACUAGUGAAGCCCUUGGUGCCUCAACACAAGCUGGAUUCUGUAAGCUCUCUCAGUGUGAUUUGGCACUUCUCAGUAAGUCAGUAUAAAAGCAUUCUCUGCCCUAACUUAAGAUAUUAUGCAGCGUGCUUUUCACCAACUAAACUGCUGGUUACAGCUAACCCACACGAUUUUUAACUUAACAGCCAUACCAAGCAUUCUCCCAGAAGUGGCACUUGCUUGCAAAUGGGUACCUGAACAUAUCUACACAGCAUUGCGUACAUGG